Vigna unguiculata (cowpea) is the source of this 2150-nucleotide messenger RNA. RefSeq names its product Pentatricopeptide repeat (PPR) superfamily protein. Gene Ontology annotation, molecular function: protein binding. The record is from RefSeq and is a predicted model, not a curated record. NCBI's taxonomy places the organism in Eukaryota, Viridiplantae, Streptophyta, Magnoliopsida, Fabales, Fabaceae.
UUAUUUUUCCUACUACGGUGAGCACAUUGUUCAAAUUGCAACGCCCGCAAAACGUAAAUGGGAAUAACAAACCCUGUGCGUCAUUUUAACAAACAUCUUGCCAACCAAGUACUGGUGUUGGUAAUCAAAGACCUUCCAUUAGAUGCGCACCCACCAUCACCAUCACCGUCACCGUCAGCUACGCCAUGGACAGAUGACGCUGUCACGGAAGUUCUCCGCUCCAUCUCCCGCUACACCCUCCAAUCACCUCGCUCCAUUGGUCGCCAGAGCGGCUUCCGCCACCGCACCCCGCUGCGGCAGCGCAACCUCAACCUAGAACACAACAAGCUCUGCAACAACACCCUCGUCUUAGGUCCCGCCGCCCACCUAGACCCCUACAAGGUCUACCUCGGGCCCCUAAAAGCCCUCGAGUUCUUCCACUGGGUCGAAGCCCGCUUCGCCUUUGCCCACUCCGAAGCCACGUGCCGCGAGCUGGCAUGCCUACUUGCCCGCGCCAGCACAACCAAGCCCCUCUGGAAUUUCCUCAAACAAUGCCCCUACGUGACCACCGCCACUGUCACGUGCGUCAUCAAACUCCUCGGAGAACAAGGCCUCGCCGACGAAGCCUUGCUCACCUUCCACCGAAUGAAACAGUUCCGCUGCAAACCCGAUACCCAUUCCUACAACGCGCUGAUCCACGCGCUAUGCUGCGUGGGGAACUUCACCAAGGCGCGUUUCCUUCUCCAGCAAAUGGAGCUUCCCGGUUUCUGGUGCCCGCCAGACACCUUCACUUACACGAUUCUCAUAAGCUCUUAUUGCCGCUACGGCAGGCUCACCGGCUGCAGGAAGGCCACGCGCAGGCGGAUUUACGAGGCCGGGCGUCUCUUCCGGUGGAUGCUUUUCAGAGGGUUGGUUCCCGAUGUUGUGACUUACAAUGCCCUAAUUGAUGGGUGCUGUAAGACUUUGCGCGUGGAGAGGGCUUUGGAGUUGUUCGAUGAUAUGAAGACAAGGGGUGUUGUUCCGAACCGUGUUACUUAUGGGUCUUUCAUAAGGUACUAUAGUGCUGUGAAUGAGAUUGAUAAGGGUGUUGAGAUGUUGAGGCAGAUGCAGAGGUUGCGGCAUGGAGUUCCCAGUUCGAGUUCAUAUACUCCCAUCAUUCACGCGCUUUGUGAAGCUGGGAGGGUUGUUGAGGCUUGGGGGUUUCUUGUUGAGUUGGUUGAUGGCGGAUCCGUGCCCAGAGAGUAUACUUAUGGGUUGGUUUGUGAUGCGCUUCGCGCUGCCGGGGAGGGUGGCUUGUUAUUGGAGGAGGAUGGGGUGCACAAGAGAAUAAAGGAUGGCAUAUGGAAUAGGUAUAGGCAAAUGAUGAAGGUGAAACCUGUUAUGGCUCGCAAGGGCUAUCCAGAGAUGGAGGAACCAGUUUGAGUUUGAAUGCACAAAUCUAAUGUUGGGUUGAAUUUCUAUUUGAAUUUGGGUCGUGCUGCUUGUGAAGUCAAUCCGGAAUGUGGUUAUCUUGAAAUGAUUGUUAUUGAUUCUUCUGAUGCAGCAGUUUUCAACAUUCUCCAAUGGAGUGAUGCAUACGUAACUGACAGAGUAAAAAUGAUAAGCGUUGUACUGAUGGGAGCUACUUAUUAAGUUGAUCUCCUGACUGACUACUCAAAAAAGAUUGUUGACUCCAUAAUGCCUUUAGAUAACUGGAAAUAGAAGGCUGUAUCGUCAAAAUAAGAUUCUUAGAUCCUGUGCAGAGGGAUUGGAGACUAUGUUUUCUCUAAUGAUCGGUACCUUCGUUUUCGGCAUGUUUUAGAAGAUGGUCACAAAUUUGAAGCUCUGUAAACUUAUUUGCUGAAGUUGAUACGCAGUUGAUACAAUGCCGAAGUAAGAGGGAUUGAAGCUCUGUAAACUUAUGAUUUUUAGCUUGCUUAUUUGGCACAAGUUGGGGCUAAUCAUAUGUUGCGACUAGUGUCAUGUGAAGAGAAGGUUAUAAUACCCCUGAAUAUGCCACUAGUGGAAAAUUAACGACGAGACUUGAUAUUUACUUUUGUGGGAUAGUGCUCUAAUGUAAUUUUUUAUACAUGAAGAAUAGUAUUUUCAUUACUGUAGAGGAUCGUUCCCAUUCAUUACGACCUGGGAUGGUCGCAGGUUUUCUGAUAGAUUCCCCUUCAAUUCGUUUUACA